Messenger RNA from Setaria italica (foxtail millet), 3422 nucleotides. Its product is annotated as disease resistance protein RPM1. Gene Ontology annotation, molecular function: ADP binding. The transcript is spliced from 4 exons. Lineage: Eukaryota; Viridiplantae; Streptophyta; Magnoliopsida; Poales; Poaceae. The record is from RefSeq and is a predicted model, not a curated record. The coding region runs from base 389 to 3109 and encodes 906 amino acids. Gene Ontology annotation, biological process: defense response to other organism.
CCAACAACAUAUCUGAACCACUGGUGAAGGCAGAACUUCAUAUCUGAACCAGCAAGUCCCAGUGGUCUUCUCUACCACCGAACUCCACCGCGAGUACUUCAGCCUUAGCUACAAGCCUACACGCCUAUAACCAGCUCAAACACAAUACACAGCUGCCGCGCUUCGACGGAUCGGCAGGUUAACCAAAGGCAACCAGCUCCUCUGGGGCUCUCUCGAGGUUUGAGACCAAACAGUUGGAACUGGAAACCUGACUUGCAGCGUCCAGAUUGCAGGCCAUCUACUAGUCUCAGUACCCAUCAGGUUUAAGACCAAACAGUUGGAACUGGAAACCUGACUUGCAGCGUCCAGUUUGCAGGCCAUCUACUAGUCUCAGUACCCGUCAGAACAAAUGGCAGAAGCUGUACUCCUUGUUGUUUCAAAGAUUGGAGAAACUUUAACGCAGGAAGCCACGAAGGCCGUAAUAACCAAGCUAUCAGAGAAAGUUGCAAAUCUUAAGGAACUACCAUGGAAGGUUGGGGAAAUAGGGAAAGAACUAAACAUGAUGGACAAUUUAAUAAAACAGAUAGGUACUCCAAGCCUCACCAAUGAGCUUGUGAAGGGUUGGAUUGCAGAGGUGCGGGAGCUAGCCCACCAUGUUGAGGAUGUCAUUGACAAAUAUUCAUACCAUGCUCUUAAAUUGGAGGAAGAAAAUAGGGUGAAAAAGAUCUUCACCAAAGCUCACUACAUCACAGUUUUCAGUCAAAUCGCUGAGGAGAUUACCGAGAUAGAGAAGAAAAUCGAUAAUGUUGUGAAGCGAAAAGAACGGUGGCUACCUCAGUCCCAGCUCAGUCCCAAUUUACUUGCAGAUAUUGAAAGGAAGCGGUCGCAGGACUGCCUCCUGGAUGUUAUUCAAGAUGAUCUUGUGGGAAUUGAAGAAAACAGGAGACUGCUGACUGGAUGGUUGAACUCAGACGAGCAAAUUACCAGAUUAAUAACAGUAUCUGGUAUGGGUGGAUUGGGAAAAACCACCCUUGUCACAAAUGUGUACGAGCGGGAGAAGAACAAUUUCACCACUCAUGCUUGGAUCGUUGUAUCUCAGAAUUAUGAUGUGGUUGAAUUGCUGAGGAAACUGCUGAGGAAGAUUGGGGAGCCAGAACAGUCACAGCUAGUGGAUUUGGAUGCCCAUGACUUGAAAGAAAAAGUAAAGGAAAGACUAGCUGGUAGGAAGUGCUUGAUUGUACUGGAUGAUGUAUGGAAUCAAGAAGCAUACACUCAGAUAAGGGAUGCAUUCCAGAACCUCCAAGCAAGUUGUGUUAUCAUCACGACGCGACAGGAACAGGUGGCAGUCCUUGCUCACCCCACCUGUCAACUCAAACUCAAGCCAUUGGAUCACGGUGAUGCACUUGUGCUGUUUUGCAGAAAGGCUUUCUAUAACAGCAUAAAUUGCAGCUGCCCCGAUGAACUUGAGAAGCUGGCCAACAAUAUAGUGGAUAGGUGUCAAGGACUUCCACUUGCAAUCGUAACCAUGGGUGGCCUGUUGUCUGCACUGCCACCAAUUAAACAAGUUUGGAACGAAACAUACAAGCAAUUUCAGGAUGAGCUGACGAACAAUGAUCAUGUUCGUGCAAUUCUAAAUCUGAGCUACCACGACUUACCUGGAAAUCUUAGAAACUGCUUCUUUUAUUGUAGCUUGUUCCCUGAGGAUCACCUAAUGUCACGAGAGAGCCUUGUUUGGCUAUGGGUUGCAGAAGGUUUUGCGCUUCAAAAUGAACAAAGCACACCAGAGGAGGUGGCCGACAGAUACCUAAGGGAACUGAUCCAAAGGAAUAUGCUGGAAGCUGUUGAGAACGAUGAGCUAGGAAGGGUCCGCACCUGUAAGAUGCAUGACCUUGUACGUGACCUGGCACUUUCUGUUGCUAAAGAGGAGAAGUUUUGUUUUGCGUAUGAUUUUGGCACAUUGGUGAAGAUGGACAAGGGUGUUCGUCGCCUGUCUUCCUGUGGAUGGCAGGACAAAACUUCACUGAAAGUUAAAAUUCAACUGCCACGCCUUAGAACCGCAGUUGCACUCGGAAUAAUUGGAUCCUCCCCUCAGUUGUUAUCUUCAGUUCUUUCUGAAUCCACGUACCUGACAGUUCUCGAGUUGCAAGAUUCUGAAAUAAGUGAAGUGCCAGCAUCCAUAGGAAAUAUGUUUAAUCUACGCUACAUUGGCCUGCGUCGCACAAGAGUUAAAUCACUCCCAGAUUCGUUUGGAAAGCUCUCCAACCUCCAAACACUGGACAUAAAGGCAACAAAAAUAGAGAAGCUACCAAGAGGUGUUGUUAAAAUCAAGAAGUUACGGCACCUUCUGGCAGACAGAUUUGCAGAUGAGAAGCAGUCAGAGUUCCGGUACUUCAUUGGAGUGCAAGCACCAAAAGAGCUAUCCAACUUGGAAGAACUUCAGACUCUAGAAACUGUGGAAGCCAACAAGGACCUGGCUGAGCAGCUGAUAAAACUUACGAAACUAAGGAGUGUGUGGAUUGACAACAUAAGUGCAGGGGAUUGCGCAAACCUUUUCUCUAUACUGUCAAAGAUGCCUCUUCUUUCCAGCUUGCUUCUCUCUGCAAGUGAUGAGAACGAGACACUUCAUUUGGAAGAUCUGAAGCCAGCAUCUGAAAACUUCCACAGAUUGAUAAUCAGAGGGUGCUGGGCAGAUAAGACACUUGAGUGCCCUGUAUUCCGUGACAGUGGCAGAAAUCUCAAAUAUCUAGCUAUUAGCUGGUGCCACCUUCAGGAAGAUCCACUGCAGCUGCUUGCACCUUACGUGCCGAAUCUCACCUAUCUUAGUCUUAACAGGGUGAGUACUGCAGACACCUUAGUUCUUUCUAAAGGGUGCUUCCCACAGCUGAAGUCGCUUGUCUUGAAGCGCAUGCCCAAUGUUGACAAGGUGGAGAUCAAAGUUGGUGCCCUUCAACAGAUUGAGGGUUUAUAUGUUGUGUCACUUCUAAAGCUCGACAAGGUCCCCCAAGGUAUUGAAUCCCUUCGUUCUCUUAAGAAACUGUGGCUGCUGAGUUUGCACAAGGACUUCAGAGGUCAUUGGGAUAGCGAAAAGAUGCAGCAGAAGAUGCAGUAUGUUCAAGAGCUCCGCAUCUGAAGUGGCACACGUGUACCACAGGAGUAGAAAUGCACUUCACAUCUGCUCGCAGCAACGUCAGGCGUUUAAUCCUUUCCAAAUAACUAAAUAAGUCAUCAGAUCUUUGACAUUGUUAAUGCAACUACAAUUGCAGUUAUGCCAUGCUUUAGCAUUUCCUUUUUAAUGGACCCUGACUUUAUCUGCGAUCAGGGCGUGCCCAGCCUCAUCGCAGCUGUGGUAUAUUUUUCCCCAUUGAUUCAGAUUUUGAUUCCCAUCCAAGGACUUGGACCUUUCGUUGUUUAACUGCAAUUGCCAAAAAUGUUUAAUUUAUUAA